AUGUCGAGGUCCUUGCUCCAGCCGGCGCUGGCUUGCAACACCGCGUCUUGCAUGCCUCGUCCCUACCAACACUCGCGCCCCGUUGAACGCGCCUCUAGGCCGUCAUUGACAGCAGUAGCUCGUGUUUUCGACUUCGCCCCAGUCCGCGCUGGCAAUGGCAGCACCGCCGUGAUCUCACAAAAGGCGUGGCACAGCACGAGAACUGCCGGAAGUGAUCGGCCGAGUUCGGCCUCGUUGAGUCUUGCUCUCCCGAAGGCUCAACCGCUCCAGCUCGUCCGCCAUGCCUCCGUUUUGUCCGGCAUCCCGGCUAAGCCGUCGGCAAGGAGCCCAAUGGCAGCGUACUCCACCGAGGCAACGGCAGUUCUGCCGCCGACCACCCCGUACUCCAAGCUGACUGUGGGAGUGCCCCGCGAAAUAUACCCAAACGAGCGCCGUGUGGCUCUCACCCCUCAGAAUGUUGCCCUCCUGCUCAAGAAGGGCUUCUCCCAGGUUCUUGUUGAGAAAGGUGCUGGUGCCGAAGCCGAUUUCCUGGACGAUGCCUAUGCCGCCGCCGGUGCUACCUUGGUUGACGAUGCUUCUGCUGUCUGGAAAGGUUCAGACGUUGUGCUCAAGGUCCGAGGGCCAAGUGCGGAGGAGGUUGAUCUGACACGAGAAGACCAGACCGUUAUCAGCUUCCUUCAACCGGCCCAGAACAAGGCACUCGUGGAGAAACUCGCGGCUCGCAAAGCCACCUCAUUCGCUAUGGAUCUUAUUCCCCGUAUUUCUCGAGCUCAGGUCUUUGACGCCCUCAGCAGCAUGGCCAACAUUGCUGGGUACAAGGCGGUGCUCGAAGCAUCCAACAACUUUGGUCGUUUCUUAACUGGUCAGGUCACUGCUGCUGGUAAAAUCCCGCCCUGUAAGGUUCUCGUCAUUGGUGCCGGUGUUGCUGGCUUGAGCGCAAUUGCAACUGCAAGGAGACUCGGUGCAAUCGUUCGUGGAUUCGACACUCGGCCUGCUGCAAGAGAACAGGUUCAGUCGCUUGGCGCCGAGUUCAUCGAAGUUGAGAUCGAAGAAGAUGGCUCUGGUGCAGGCGGUUACGCCAAAGAGAUGUCGAAAGAGUUCAUCGAGGCCGAGAUGAAGCUUUUUACCGAGCAAGCCCGUGAAGUGGACAUCAUCAUCACCACCGCCCUGAUUCCUGGAAGACCUGCGCCCAAACUCAUCACCAAAGCCAUGAUUGAGAUCAUGAAGCCUGGAUCUGUUAUUGUCGAUCUUGCUGCUGAGGCUGGUGGAAACUGCGAAAAGACCGAACCCGGAAAGCUGAUUACCUACAAGGAUGUCAAGAUCAUUGGUAAGUCGUGGCUACCGACCCAAUCUUCAACUCUGUACUCGAACAAUAUCACCAAAUUCUUCCUGUCCAUGGCACCGAAGGAUAAGGAAUUUGGCAUCGAUCUGAAAGACGAAGUCGUACGCGGCGCUAUUGUGACACAAGAAGGCCAUAUUCUUCCGCCAGCACCCCGACCAGCACCUCCCCCUGCUCCCGCCGCUGCCUCGACUGCCGCAAAAGAAACUGAAGUCGUAGCACUUACACCAUGGCAAAAGGCAACUCGUGAGGUUUCUCUGAUCACUGGUGGUAUGGGCUCGGCUGUCGCAUUGGGCAAGUUCACUACUCCCUUGUUUAUGGGCAACGCCUUUACCUUUGCUUUGGCCUCUCUCAUCGGAUACCGUGUUGUCUGGAACGUCGCUCCUGCCUUGCAUUCACCUCUCAUGAGUGUGACCAACGCCAUCUCUGGAAUGGUCGGCGUUGGUGGUUUGUUCAUUCUCGGUGGAGGAUACUUGCCUGAAACGAUCCCUCAAGUCUUUGGUGCCGCCUCUGUCCUGCUCGCUUUCGUCAACAUUGGUGGUGGGUUCGUCAUCACAAAGCGCAUGCUCGACAUGUUCCGCCGUGCUACUGAUCCUCCCGAGUACCCGUGGCUUUAUGGAAUCCCGGCCCUCGUGUUUGGAGGUGGCUUCAUCGCUGCGGCCUCGAGCGGAGCUGCAGGCCUUGUUCAAGCUGGCUAUCUUGUGAGCUCGAUCCUUUGCAUCACCUCUAUUUCGGGUCUUGCAUCGCAAGCAACUGCCCGUAUGGGAAAUAUGCUGGGUAUUUUGGGCGUCGUGUCCGGUGUUCUCGCUUCCUUGUUGGCAGUCGGCUUCACCCCUGAAGUUCUCACUCAGUUUGGUGGUCUUGCUACGAUCGGAACAAUCUUGGGCUUCCUCAUCGGCAAGCGCAUCACCCCUACCGAUCUUCCUCAGACUGUCGCUGCCCUGCAUUCCGUGGUCGGCCUUGCUGCCGUCUUGACCAGUAUCGGAAGCGUUAUGGCUGAUGUCACUGACCUCUCGAUGCUUCACAUGGUAACUGGCUAUCUUGGCGUCCUCAUCGGCGGUAUCACCUUCACCGGAUCGAUUGUUGCCUUCAUGAAGCUUGCCGGUAAGAUGUCCUCUAAGCCGCUUCGGCUGCCAGGUCGUCAUGCCGUCAACGCCGGUCUACUCAGUGCGAAUGUGGUCACCAUGGGCACGUUUGUCACCAUGGCUCCUGGCGCCCCUCUGAUUGCCGCCGGUGCCCUUGCUGCCAACACCGUACUCUCGUUCAUCAAGGGUUACACCACAACUGCAGCCAUUGGUGGUGCCGAUAUGCCUGUGGUCAUUACCGUCCUCAACGCAUACAGCGGCUUUGCGCUGGUCGCCGAGGGCUUCAUGCUGAACAACCCUCUCUUGACCACAGUUGGAGCACUCAUUGGCGUCUCCGGUUCCAUUCUUUCUUAUGUCAUGUGUGUUGCUAUGAACCGUUCACUUGUCAACGUUCUGUUCGGAGGAAUCUCGGCGCCCACCACCAGUGACUACAAGAUUGAAGGGAGUGUGACACAGACCAAUGUCGAAGAGACAGCUGACGCCCUCACCAAUGCCGAGUCCGUCAUCAUUGUUGUUGGGUAUGGCAUGGCUGUUGCCAAGGCGCAAUAUGCUAUCUCGGAUAUCACCCAAAUGCUUCGGUCCAAGGGCAUCAAGGUCCGCUUCGCCAUUCACCCCGUUGCUGGUCGCAUGCCGGGCCAGUGCAACGUCUUGCUUGCUGAAGCCAGCGUUCCGUACGAUAUCGUGCUGGAAAUGGAUGAGAUCAAUGACGACUUUGGAGAGACGGAUGUAACCCUUGUUAUUGGUGCCAAUGAUACAGUCAACCCGAUUGCUUUGGAGCCUGGUAGUCCGAUUGCUGGAAUGCCCGUCUUGCAUGCGUGGAAGAGCAAGCAGGUGAUUGUCAUGAAGAGAGGGUUGGCUAGUGGAUACGCUGAUGUCCCCAACCCGAUGUUCUACAUGCCCGGCACGAGAAUGCUGUUUGGCGAUGCUCGUGUGACCACUGAAGCCAUCAAGGCAGCUAUCGAAACUCGCUUCAAAUAA
Molecule: messenger RNA, 3402 nt
Organism: Podospora anserina S mat+
Lineage: Eukaryota; Fungi; Ascomycota; Sordariomycetes; Sordariales; Podosporaceae
Exons: 5
Coding region: 1-3402 (1133 amino acids)
Biological process (GO): proton transmembrane transport; NADPH regeneration
Cellular component (GO): mitochondrial inner membrane
Molecular function (GO): NAD binding; NADP binding
Source: RefSeq, a predicted model, not a curated record